This is a messenger RNA of Nycticebus coucang (slow loris), 758 nucleotides long. It is a transcript of the gene LY6D, whose product is annotated as lymphocyte antigen 6 family member D. Bases 84 to 488 code for a protein of 134 amino acids. Gene Ontology annotation, cellular component: cell surface. Gene Ontology annotation, biological process: lymphocyte differentiation. The record is from RefSeq and is a predicted model, not a curated record. The transcript has 3 exons. Lineage: Eukaryota; Metazoa; Chordata; Mammalia; Primates; Lorisidae.
GGACCGCCACUUGCUGGCUGGCUGCCCAGUCCCCACCCCCCGGCACAUCCCAGCUAUAAGGCUUUCAGAGAGAAGGGGCCCCCAUGCUCCCUACAGUGCCAGAGAUGAAGGCUAUCCUGCUGCUCUUCGCUGCCCUGGCUGUGGCCAUUGGGCCAGCUCGGGCCCUCCUCUGUCACGUGUGCGUCAGCUCCACUGACUGCAAGCACCCACAGUUGUGCCCAUCCAGCUCAAACUUCUGCAGGACCAUGACCACAGUGGAGUCUCUGUCUGGGAACCUGGUGAAGAAGGACUGCGCAGAAACAUGCAUGCCUGUUCAAACCCAGCAAGGCCAGCUCAGCGGCGGCACUGCCACCCAGUGCUGCCGGGAUGACCUAUGCAAUGAGAGGCGGACCAGCGCCGCUCCUGCCCACGCUCCGCUCUCCCACACCAUCCUCGGCCUGGGGCUGGCCCUGGGCCUGCUCACCCUCCUCUUGGCCCCUAACCUUUGAAGCCCCAGGAAAGGGCUCUUACCCCUUCCCCUCCCUGAGUGUGAGGGGGAUGAAGAUGCCCUCAGCCCCCUGAAGGCCCGGGGCUGGGUCCUUGAGUGCCGGUGGCUUGGGGUAACCCUCGGGGUGGCAGAAGGCAGCGCCCCCCCAGCAGUGUGGAGGGCAAAAGACAGAAGUCAUUCUGAUCCCUUCUAAUUUUGUAUUUGUUCUGUUUGGUUCCCGUUUAUUUUUCUACUUAAAUCUCCUCAUGGGAAUAAAUGUUUUAAGACCAGA